Messenger RNA from Molossus molossus (Pallas's mastiff bat), 1071 nucleotides. It is a transcript of the gene MOS, whose product is annotated as MOS proto-oncogene, serine/threonine kinase. The record is from RefSeq and is a predicted model, not a curated record. Gene Ontology annotation, biological process: protein phosphorylation. The transcript has a single exon. Lineage: Eukaryota; Metazoa; Chordata; Mammalia; Chiroptera; Molossidae. Gene Ontology annotation, molecular function: ATP binding; protein kinase activity. Bases 1 to 1071 code for a protein of 356 amino acids.
AUGCCCUCGCCUCUCCCGCGGCGCAGUCACCUCCUGGGCGAGUUUUCGCCGUCUGUGGACUCCGGGCCCUGGAGUAGCCCCUCGGAGCUCCCGGGUAGGGCAGGGCAGCUCUUCCUGGAGGCCACUCCUCCCAGGGCCCCGCGGCUGCCACGCCGGCUGGCCUGGUGCUUCAUUGACUGGGAACAGGUGUGCUUCCUACAGAGGCUGGGAGCCGGGGGCUUCGGCUCAGUGUACAAGGCAACUUACCACGGCGUGAUCGUGGCCAUAAAGCAAGUGAACAAGUACACCAAGAACCGACUGGCAUCCCAGCGCAGUUUCUGGGCUGAGCUCAACAUAGCAAGGCUUCGCCACGAGAACAUCGUGGGGGUUGUGGCUGCCAGCACGCGCACACCCGUGGGCUUUAAUAGUUUAGGCACCAUAAUCAUGGAGUUUGGUGGCAAUGUCACUUUACACCAAGUCAUAUACGGUGGUACCAGCUGCCCUGAGGAGGAGGAGCAGGAGGAAGAGGAGGAGGAGGUGGAGCCUCCCUGCUGUGCAGGAGAGCAGCUAACUUUGUCCAAGUGUCUGAAGUAUGCCCUGGAUAUUGCGAAUGGACUGCUCUUCCUUCACUCACAAAGCAUUGUGCACUUGGACCUGAAGCCGGCUAACAUUUUGAUCAGUGAACAGGAUGUCUGCAGAAUCGGUGACUUUGGUUGUUCUGAGAAGCUGGAAAAUCUCCCUUGCUUCCAGACUCCUUCUUACCACCUAGGCGGCACAUACACCCACCGAGCCCCAGAGCUCCUGAAAGGAGAGACCCUAACACCCAAAGCUGAUAUCUAUUCUUUUGCCAUCACUCUCUGGCAAAUGGCUACCAAGGAGGUGCCUUACUUGGGGGAGCGUCAGUACGUGCUCUACGCUGUAGUGGCCUAUAAUCUCCGACCGUCUCUCUCAGCAGCUGUCUUCACCGACUCCAUUCCCGGGAAAAGACUGGAGAAGAUGAUUCGGGGCUGCUGGAGGGCCAAUGCCUUGCAGAGGCCAAGUGCAGAAGCUCUCCUGGUUGACCUUCACUCCCUGAAAGCUGAAUUUGGCUGA